Messenger RNA from Monoraphidium neglectum, 1848 nucleotides. RefSeq lists its product as hypothetical. Bases 1 to 1848 code for a protein of 615 amino acids. The transcript has 9 exons. Lineage: Eukaryota; Viridiplantae; Chlorophyta; Chlorophyceae; Sphaeropleales; Selenastraceae. The record is from RefSeq and is a predicted model, not a curated record.
AUGCCGCCUUUCCCCCAGUUCUUGCCGCUGCUGUCACCGCUGCCGCCGCUGGCACCGCCGGCCAAGGGAACAUCCUUGUUCGCUCCCCAGCAGUCACCGGCCCCUGCUGCUGCCGCUUCGCCGGCCGCGGCGCCAGCCGCCGCAUCACCUGCAACUCCCGCGCCUGUGGCAACAGCAGCACCCGCUGCGUCGGCUUCUCCGUCAACAACUGCCGCGCCGGCCGAGUCCGUCGCACCGGCUACCUCGCCCGCGCCGGCCACCGCUGCGGCCCCGUCUGAGAGCCCCGCCGCAGGCGCGGCCCCAGCGCAGGGCGGCGACGUAUGGGCCUCGGUGCCUGCUUGCCCCACUGCGCCCAACAGCACCAACUCAGUCGAGGACCACAACUACCGCCUCUGGGGCACCGACGCCGCCGGCAAGUCCUGCGCCUACAAGGCGCCCGACGGCACCCCCCUCUACUACCCGACCUACGCCCGCUCCUCCUGGGACACAGCGCCGCCCUGCCGCGGCGCCCCGACGGACCCCGGGGCCGCGCCCAAGGCCGACACGGAGGGGCGCCAGUGGGGGUGGCAAGAUGAGAAGCCCUGUGCCUACAAGGGCGCUGCCGCCAACACCGCUGCGGGCAAUGCGACUGCCCCCUCCCCCUCCCCCUCCCCGUCGGCCACACCUGCCGCGCCGGCCGAGUCCCCGCCGCUGCCCCCGGCUGCGCCUGCUGCGCCCGAGGCUGCGGGUGGCAACGUAACGGCCGGGAACGCCACCGGUGGCGGUGCCGCUGGGGGCAGCUGCCCGGACGGCAGCAAGCCGGUGGCCUGUGCCGUGAGCCCGUGCAGCACCGUGCGGUGCGCCGAGAACUACACUUGCGUGGAUGACUUCUGCGGCGGCUGCAACGCGUUGCCUGGGCUGCAGCAGCUGCUGCUGACUCUGCAGGAGCCCCGCCGCCGCCGGCUGGCGCAGCAGGGCGGCAGCAGCUUUGCCAGCGCCAUAGCUCAGGCCUUUGGCCAGGGGGACGCGUCCGCCGCCGCGCGCGCGAUCGCGCAGGCGAGCGCGGCCGGCGACGUGGGCGCGCUGUCGAGCGCCAUCUCGCAGGCGAUCGCUGCUGGCAAGGCCAAUACGGUCGCCAACGCUCUGGUGCAGGCCUCGACAUCUGGCGGAGGCAACGCCUCCACCAUCGCCCAGGCUGCGGCUCAGGCCACGACAAAGGCAUCUGGCGCGCCCGCUGGGCAGCCCGCGCCGUCGCCUGACACCCUGGCGAAGGCCAUCAAAAGCGGGGACACCUCCGCCGUCGCCAACUCCCUGGCCAGCUCCACGGGAGGCUCGGUCACCUCUGUAUCGCGCGCCAGCAGCGCCACCCUCACCAAGGCCGCGGCGUCGGCCGGCGCCGCCGCGAAGUCCGCCGUGCGCGCCGCGUGCAGCCAGGGCGCCCAGGCCGCCGCGUCCGCGCUCGCGACGGCCGUCGCCAGCGCGACCGCUUCCGCAUUUGCGGAGGCUCAAGGCACCGUCACCGUCAAAGGCUCCGGCUCGGGGUGCGCAAACGCCGAGGCGAGCGCGCAGGCGGUGUCCAAGGCGGUCGCGGCGGCGGUGGCCGAGGCCUUUGCCAACGCAACCGGCGGCUGCGGGGCCGCGCUUGCCUACGUGAAGGCAGAGGCGCUGGCUCAGGCAAUCGCCAGCGCCACUGCGAAGGCUUCAGCCCGCGCCUGUUCCACGGGCGGCACAGCGUCUGCCUCCGCCCAGGCCAUCGCCAACGCUGUUUCGAGCUCCACUCAGCAGUCGUUUGCGCAGGCGCUCGCCGCCGCCAUUUCACCCCAGUGCAACGCGUGCAAGGGUGGCGCCGCCCGCGGCGGUGGCGCAUAG